Molecule: messenger RNA, 1313 nt
Organism: Geodia barretti
Lineage: Eukaryota; Metazoa; Porifera; Demospongiae; Tetractinellida; Geodiidae
Source: the annotation of a GenBank genome assembly
UUCGCCGCUGCGUGCAAAAUGUCUGGGGGGAAGCAGGUUGUAAUCUCGACCCUUACCCAGAGCAGAUUGCAGGACGAGGAGACGCGCAGGGCCGAGCGAAACAGAGCUGUCUUCGAGGCAUGGCUCGAGAAGAAACGAGAAGAGCGAAAGAAAGAACGCGCUUUGAAGAUGGAGGCUCUUCGCAGAGAAGAAGAAGCGUGGGAGAGGGAGAGAAUAAGAGGCAUCGGACAAAAAGCGUUUGAAAGAUGGUUGAAGAUGAAACAAGCUGAAGACAAACUGAUGAAGAAGCAGCUCUCUAGGGAGAGGGAGUUGGAGCGGCUAAAGAGGGAAGAGGUGAGAGAGAGACUACACAGAUCAGAGGUGGCCUUCAACACCUGGAAACACCUAAAGGAUGCGGAAUUUAAAACUGAGCGAGAGCUGGCAAGACACCAGCAAAGGUCCGUAACGACUCCCAUGACAAGAGAGCCCACCCCGUCACUGCCUGGGUACUGCAGUGUGUGGUCGUGUGAUGAAGACAUGGCCCAGCACUUUGUGACGAGAGUGAGGCGCUCUAGAUCGCUGGAGCUGUCCGACUAUCGCACACAGUUCACUGAGAGUGACAAAACACACUUCCCAUCUUCACACCCUCACAAUCUCGCACCACCACCACCAACGCAUACCCAUGUUGUCUCUUGUAAAAAUCAUCAACUUUGACUAUAUAGUACAUAAGUAGCAUAAAUAGUGGGAAUUACAAAUUUGGACCAUAAAUCUGGGGAAAAGUGCAAAAUCAAGUGAUGAUCAUAGCAUGCAUGUUUUCCCAGUCUUUUCCCUUGUUCUUUCCUUUAUAGCUUUCCUCAGGUUCUUGAAGAAGGUGACUUGUAUUGACGGUAGUGUGGCAUCUAUCAGUUUAGGAGGGAUCUUUCCCUUCAGGUCCGUCUGGAAUGCAUAGACUAGCUUCGUAGAGUUGGGAUCACUGCAGAGGGCGUGCAUGUGUGCGUGUGUAUAUAGUAAAGUUGGAGUCAACAGUAAUAAUCAUUGUGUGCCUACAGAGAGAUAUGGACAAAUAAAUCCCAAUUGGGACGGAAUGCAUCUCAUGAAGGCAGACUGGAAUCCAUAAAAUGGUUAUUCUGCUGCAUAUGAAGUCAACACCCACAAGUCUUAGUUUCAGUAUGUAUGCUGAUAUUGUAGUAGUUCUAUUUACUCACCUGUCUAGUGGGAAGCACAUCAUGGUGCUGGGGUGGUUGAGGCCCCUCACGUAGCUAGGGUCCUCAGGGUAUGGAUAUUCAAUACCUGUGGCUGGAGCAGCAAGAUGAAGGGGAUUGAUACUAUACCAG